AUGCCUACGGCAAAAUUUCCGAAGGGCCAUGUGGAUGGCCUGAGUGACAGGCUAGCCAAUGAUCCAGUACUCCGUUCCUUGAUUUUGAACCAGGGAACGCUGUUGAAGUGGUCAUGCCCCAAACUUACCGGGGUAGUGGGAGUAAAGUCGCUCCGGAUGAACGCCGACCUCAUGAUUGCUGUUGGCAGUGUGCUUUGUCCCCAGUCAAGUACCCCUUUGGGACUCGUUGUGGGGCCCAUCAAGAAGCAGGUGAAGGCCUUGCGAGCGCAUUUGAAAUUGGAGGCUGAUACCGAAGUGGAUCGCAUCUGCAAGUUCUACAAGGGCUAUUGGCCCUCCGCAACGGCGGAGGAAGAUGCACAUGAUGAUGGUGCUCCUGACGAGGGAGAUCAUAUGGAUGAAGAAGGUGGAGAGGAGGAGGAGGCAGAGGAGGAUGAAUGCAUCGAGGAGAUCACAGAUGGUGCCGGAGAUGAUGACGAUGAUGAUGACGACGAUGCUAUGAAUGACGCUGAGCUGGCUCGCAGGCUCAGUUCCAAUGCCAGGGCAUCCAAGGCUCCAGUGUUGAGUCCCAAAGUAGCCCCAGUUGCUCUUCCAGCCCCAGCGACCCAAGUUGCUGGCACUUGUGACGAGAAGCCUCAGCUUGAGAUGCCAUCGAUGUCUCGUGAAGAACGAAAGCGUCGAAUUGCAGAGCUGAAGAACAAAAUCAAGUUGGCUGCAGAGAAGAAGGAGCAGGUGCUUCCUCUACAUCCUGUCGAAGAGGGCUUUGGGGUCGGGGGCCAUCCUCCUUCGAUCAAAAAGCCUGUGGUUUCGGAAGGGAAGGCACCAAGGCCUCCAGCAACGCCUCAGCAGGCCUUGCCCCUGGUGCCGAAACCUGAUGCCGUGCCGGGUGGCCAGGCUCAUCAGGCCACGGUGGCAGAAUCCACGGCGCAAGUUGUUGCGCCCGACCAGCUUGAAACCCAGAUCCUUGAGGAUGUGUUCGACCUUGAGGUGCCUCUAACCCGGAAGGAGCAGCUGGGCGUGAAGGCAAAGUUUGCGGAGGAUAAACCCAGGGGUCGUGGACGUGGCAGGGGGAGGGGCUCGAUGAAACGGCCUGCGGCUGCUACCGCAGCAAGCAAGCUUGAAAGCAGGGCACCCGAGCAGCCUGAGAGCAGUCUGCCCGAGACCAAGCCGAAGACGAAGCGAGCGAGGACAAAUGAGCCCGAAACCAAGCAAGGGCAGGAGAAGGAUACCAAGGAGCUUCAGCAAAGCAGCAAGCCGCAGACAGAUGACCAGGAAGAUGCCAGCAUCCCCAAAGCCAACAAGGGAAAGACAGAUGACCAGGAAGAUGCAAGCAUCCCCAAAGCCAACAAGGGAAAGCCGGACAGGAAGCCCAAAGCCAAAGCAAAGGCCAAAGCAGAGGCCAACCAGGGAAAGCCAGACAGGAAGCCCAAAGCCAAAGCAAAGGCCAAGUCAAAAAAAGCCGACCCAGACGAAGCCCCGUGCCAGAAACAGACCUUUGCCCGCCGCAACCAACCCCCGACGGAAGUUGGGUUUGCCAAGUGGUCUGGACUUCGCCGCAUCUUCGAAGAGCACGACCACUUCUGGAAGUUCUUCUCGAGCUGGUACCAGGGUCAUAGCUUCGGAAAUGCCCAGACCGAUAUCUAUGCGAACAGGGCCUUGGAGAUCCUUCAUCACUACUUCGGAGAAGCAGAUGUGAAGGAAAACAUGAGGGAUUGA
Symbiodinium sp. CCMP2456 is the source of this 1713-nucleotide messenger RNA. Lineage: Eukaryota; Dinophyceae; Suessiales; Symbiodiniaceae. The record is from the annotation of a GenBank genome assembly.